UCCUCCUCGCCCCGCCCGGCCGCUCUAGGCGCUGCCCCCUCGCGGGGAAUGGUUUCUCCCGGCCGUACCCUGCCGCUCCUCCUCCUGCUAGUGCCCAGCUCUCUGGGUGCCGGGGUGGAUGCUGUGUCCCGGGAGGGCUCCGCUGCAAGGCUAGUGAGGCGCCGCUAGCUCCGCACCGCAUCCGCGGGGACCGCCGGGCUCCGUUCUUCUGCCCGACAGCGAAUUACAGCUUGUAACCAAGGAAACAAGCAGUAUUCCAUUUAUUAUAAAACCUGGUUUUCCUUCUGUACCCGACUGCACCCAGGCGUCCUCCGAGCCUCUGUUACUAUUACUUUUGUCCUGUUACUUUUGUGCAUCUUCUUGAAACUGUUCCCUUUGGUGGACUGAAACAUCUGUCUUGGUCUCUGUAACUAAUAUUUGCUACACCCAGAGACGGAAAUGGUACGAAUAGAGCGUUAAAAUCCCAUCAUUUCGACAACUUCAUCAUUUUCUGAGAACCUGGAACGUAAUUUGGGCUCUGCUUCAGCACUGUCUUAGAUUAUAAUGCCAUCCUUGCCUAAUGAGGGAGAUAACCAUGGAACUGCUGCUGUGACUUUGCAAUCGGAACUACCCUACCAAAGCACAAUUAAAAGAAAAGUCAGAAAGAAGAAGAAUGGAGUCAUCACUGCAAAUGUUUCUGGCACAAAAUAUGAAAUUGUACGCAUUGUAAUACAAGAAAUGGGAUUUGUGAAAACACGCGAUGAAGAUGAAACAGCUAAUCUUAUUUGGAGUGAUUCUGCUGUGCAACAGGAAAAGAUUGCUGAACUUCGGAACUAUCAGAGAAUCAACCAUUUUCCAGGAAUGGGAGAGAUCUGCAGAAAGGAUUUUCUGGCAAGAAACAUGACUAAAAUGAUCAAGUGCCAGCCUCAGGAGUAUACGUUUAUUCCUCGAACAUGGAUUUUCCCUGCAGAAUACACACAGUUUCAGAACUAUGUAAAAGAAUUGAAGAAGAAACGUAGACAGAAAACUUUCAUAGUAAAGCCAGCUAAUGGUGCAAUGGGACAUGGGAUCUCUUUAAUAAGAAAUGGAGAAAAGUUACAAGCUCAGGAUCACUUGAUUGUUCAGGAAUAUCUUGACAAACCAUUUCUUAUGGAAGGCUACAAGUUUGAUUUGCGUGUAUAUAUUCUUGUAACCUCCUGCGAUCCAUUAAAAGUAUUUUUGUAUCAUGAUGGACUGGUGAGAAUGGGCACAGAAAAGUAUCAUCCUCCCAGUGACUCAAAUUUGAGCCAACUGUACAUGCAUCUGACCAACUACUCUGUGAAUAAACAUAAUGAACACUUCGAACGGGAUGAAACAGAAGACAAAGGAAGUAAACGCUCUAUCAAAUGGUUUACUGAGUUUCUUGAAACAAAUAAUCUUGAUGUCUCCAAAUUCUGGAAUGAUAUUUCAGAGUUAGUAGUGAAGACUCUCAUAGUUGCAGAGCCACACGUUCUUCAUGCUUAUCGCAUGUGCAGGCCAGGGCAAGCGCCAGGAAGUGACAGCGUCUGCUUUGAAGUCCUGGGAUUUGAUAUUCUGCUGGACAGAAAACUAAAACCAUGGCUUCUAGAGAUUAACCGAGCCCCAAGCUUUGGAACUGACCAAAAAAUAGACUAUGAUGUAAAAAAGGGUGUUCUGCUAAAUGCAUUAAAGCUUCUCAACAUAAGAACAAGUGAUAAAAGGAGAAAUUUAGCCCAACAGAAAGCUGAAGCUCAAAAGAGACUGUAUGGUCAAGGCUCAGUGAAAAAACUGUUGCCAGGUUCUUCAGACUGGGAAAAGCAACGCCACUCACUGGAACGGAGAAAAGAAGAACUGAAGGAAAGACUUGCACAAGUACGCAAACAGAUUUCCAAAGAAGAGCAUGAAAAUAGGCACAUGGGGAACUACAGGCGAAUUUACCCUCCUGAUGAUAAAUCAUUACUUGAAAAGUAUGAGAGUUUGUUAGCCACUGCUUUCCAGACAUUUCUUGCUGGGAGAGCUGCUUCACUUCAGCGGGAAAUGAAUAACCCAUUAAAAAGAAUGAAGGAGGAGGACAUUUUGGAUCUUCUGGAGCAGUGUGAAAUAGAUGAUGAAAAACUAAUGGGAAAAUGCACAAGACAGCGAGGACCUAAGCCUUUGUGUUCUAUGCCAGAAAUUGCACAACCCUUAAGAAAAUUUAAGAACUACAGUAGUGAUAGCAGCUGUGAUAAUGGCAGCAGUAUGUCAGGGUCAGAAGAUGAAACUGAAAAGGAAGACCACAAUGAGAAAAAAGAGAAAAAAGUAUCAUAUGAUCUUGAAGAAAAUAAGUAUAAACCUUCAGAACGAUCAGGUAGAAUGAACUGGAAACCUUCGAUUAAAAAUACAAAAUCUCCAUCACAUUCAUCCUCAUCAUCAUCUACAGGUCCAAUAAGGCGUUCAGUAAGCUGCCCUCGUUCAAUAUCAAUAUUGUCUAUGCAGUCACACGCAGCUGAGCAUCGUCCCUUCUCUGCCAAAGCACCUCUGCAAAUCCAGCGUGCAUCCUCAGUGAAUAGGUCUCGUUCUUUAAAUUGCAGCCCAUCUUCAUCCAGAGUCUGUCAGACAUCCAGCUUGGGAACUAUGAACUCUUCAGGGAGUGAGUCCUUACUGCAGCAGAAAACUAAAGAGCAAGAAGUCGCUUUGACAAAAGAGACUCUACUCAUUUUCAAUGACAUGAGAAUGAAGUUCCCAGGAAAAACAGAUGAAGAAUCAGAAUUAAUUAUAGAAGAAAUAAUGGAUAAUUGGAAGUACCAUAAAACAAAAGUGGCAUCAUAUUGGUUAGUAAAACUGGAUUCUGUAAAGCAACGAAAAGUUUUGGAUAUAGUCAAGACAAGUAUUCGUGCGGUCCUCCAGCACGUCUGGAAGGCUCCAGACAUUGAAAAUCUGCAUCUGUACCGUCUCUUUAACCGUGUAUUUAAUCGUUUACUUUGGAGCCAUGGUCAAGGUCUGUGGAACUGUUUCUGUAAUUCAGGGAACUCUUGGGAAACCAUAUUUAGUAAAAGCACAGAGGUGGUGACUCCUGAGCAACUACAGUGUUGCCAACGAAUAGUGCAGCUUUGUAAGCACUGCCUGCUAGUGGUGUACAAAUAUUCAUCAGACUCAAGAGGAUCCCUGACUGGAAUUAGUCCUAGCUGGGAUGAUACAAGGUGUUUAUUGCCAGGACCACCACAGUUCAUCAUGAAAUCAUCCUCGUCCAACCUCAGCUGCAGUUCAUCUGGAAUGCCUCACCCCAACAUUUUGUUCACACGCAGAUACAGUCACUUGUGAAGGAAAAGUUACUUUUCAUUGUAAAUAAUGGCACUCCAUUUUUAUUUUCAAAUUAAAUUUGUGAUGGAGCUAAAUACAACACUGUUAUAUAUAAUAUACCAUAUUAUGAUAACAUUUAGCUUAAAACUUACUGUAAAAGCAAAGCUUUUCUGGAAGCAUAAUAAACCUUGUUAAGUUGUUUACACACAUGAAUGUGUAGAUCUUGCUAGGUUUAUAAGUAAUUCCUUCCUACUAGAAAUGUUAUUUUUGCUGCAGAAUAUAUAAGAUGGAGCUGAUCUUGAAGAUCCUAUUACAGCGUUACAUUAUUUUCUACAUACAAUACUUUUGAGUUGAAUAUUAUUUAUUGUAAAGUAUGCUAUUUAUUGUCUCAAAUGUAAGACAAGAGCCUUUAAAGAGACAGAUGAAUAAAAAAACUGUAGUAGAACAAAUAAGACUGUAAUUAUUAUUAAAAAUAACCUUACCAUUUCUUGGAUAUGUUUAAAAUAAUCCCCAAAACUCUGUAAGCCAAACAUUUCUCCUCUGAAAUUACAGGCUCUGCUUAAAGCUGUUGCGCUUCUUAAAGGACAUGUCAUGGUAUCUUUUAGAAAAAGUGAAGAAAUUCUGUAUGCAAACAGUAAAAAUACCAGUUCAGGCAUUCACUUUCUAAUUGGAUUUUUGUAAUAAUACAGAAGCCAAUAUUUGUUGUCAGGCUUUCAUUCACAUUAACUGUGGCCUGUGCCUUUGGGAGCAAGCAGUCACCUACAACUUGUACAAGCAUGCAUAGUGAGUAUUUUUUCUGUUUUACUGCACGAGUGGUGAAACAGACAUUUUUAGGAAAUACUGCAGCUAUAAUAUAUUAUUUCAAUCUUACACUAAUUGGUUUGCUGUAGCUUUUAACAUACAAUUCAGUACAUACUGCAGAAUGUGUCAUUUAACUAGACAGUAUUUUCUAGACUUGUGGCACCUUUAAAUGUUGAAAUAUAAUUCAUUAGAAAGCUCUCAUUCAGAUUCAGCUUCCCGUGCCUGGCUGAAGAGCACUAAAAGAAACUGAGCCAGAGCAUGGAUGUAGAAUUAACAGGGCAUGUAACCUGAAAACAUCAUUCAGGUUUGCUAUGUAGACCCAUUCAUCUCAUUCAGCACUGUGCCAUAUAAGCCUUAUUCAUUAUAUAAAUAGUUAUUUAAAAUGAAUUAACCUAGAUUUUAAAAUGAAUUAAGUUUUUAAACUAAGUAAAGGACAAAGUAGUAGAUAUUUACCAAAGAUGUGCUUACUUUCCAAUAAUAAAAACUGCAAAUGUGUUUGUAAAUUACCAGUGAAUUUUAUGUAGGUUGCUCUGAAAGUAAUGCCUCCUGUUUAUUUCCGUGGAAACAGCAACAAAGACAAAGAGCAUAAUAAUGCUACUGGUAGAGCAAAUUUUCAGCUACUAAAGCUUGUUUUUCAAUGUCGUCACCACCAUUAGGUAUUCAUUUUCACUGGUGAUAAACACGAGCCUGCAUGUCGCACUCACAGAAGUCUGCAUGACUGUCCAGAACGUGGCUUGUCUUUCAUGUUGCUGUCACCACUGCUGAAACACACCACUCACUGCCUUGCUGUUCUCACAUCCACUGUUUGGCGUCCAUAAAUGCUGACCAAGUGUUGAUGAAUAUCACUGGGAACCAAUUCAAUGAUGCACCUUUGCUUCAUCUGCACUUCCAUGUCAGAUGCAAUUCUGUCAGAUAGCAAAAAAAUGUAACAGGAUACCUACUGGGAAGGUUCAGCCUCUACUGCAUCCCACCACCACUCAACUCUGAUAUCGCGGCCAACAUCAUAAAAAAGGAGGCAUUACAUUUGGUGCAGCCCUCAUAAGUAUACACUAAAAAAUAAUUUUGGGGGGAAGUUGUCCUCAGGAGCAAGUAUAUUAGAGCACUUUGACUAUCCAGAGAUUUAAGAGAUAUUUAAGAGACUUAAGAGAUUUGAGACUUGAACUUGUCUGGAACUUAAUGUUUUAAGCCUUAGCUAUAGCAUGUAUAUCAAGUUGGGAAUUUUGGUAAGACUUUUGAAGCCUGUGUUGUUGUCCCUCAGUUCUAGAAUUGCAGGCUACAACACAGCAAAAAUAUUUGUAAACAAUUAACAAACCUCUGAGAUAAGCCAGAUAUAAGUAGUCUUCUGGUCUGGUAAAGAUUUUUCAUUUUCAUGGUAAUACUAGUUUAGUAAUAUAGCAUAUUCACAAUAAUUGUAUAUCUCUUUAGAUCCAUACAGUGACUACUGAUAAAGCGUACUGUGGUUAUCUGUAACACACAAUAAAAGCUGUACAUCUCUCUUC
This is a messenger RNA of Lagopus leucura (white-tailed ptarmigan), 5555 nucleotides long. RefSeq names its product tubulin tyrosine ligase like 7 (gene TTLL7). The record is from RefSeq and is a predicted model, not a curated record. Gene Ontology annotation, biological process: protein polyglutamylation; microtubule cytoskeleton organization. Gene Ontology annotation, molecular function: tubulin-glutamic acid ligase activity; tubulin binding. Lineage: Eukaryota; Metazoa; Chordata; Aves; Galliformes; Phasianidae. Gene Ontology annotation, cellular component: cilium. The transcript has 22 exons. The coding region runs from base 544 to 3276 and encodes 910 amino acids.